UACACACAACUUACAAAAUGGCGUUGCUCGGGAGAAGUUACCAGCUUGGGAAAAGUGUCACAAAACCAGGUCAUCUGGGUCUAUUGAUGACAUCACUGAAGGCUGUAUCAGCAGCGCCCUCUAGACUCUGUUCAUCGUACAAAUAUGUGAAUAAUGUAGAGCCUGGAGACAGUAUGAGGGAGAUCACAGACAGAGCGGCCACCAGACUAUUCUUCGGAGAGCUUGUAAGAGGUCUGGGAAUGACAAUGAGUUACCUGUUCCGUGAGCCAGCCACCAUUAACUACCCCUUUGAGAAGGGACCGUUGAGCCCAAGGUUCCGUGGUGAGCACGCCCUGAGACGUUACCCCUCGGGUGAAGAGAGGUGCAUUGCUUGCAAACUCUGUGAGGCUAUCUGCCCAGCACAGGCCAUCACCAUAGAGGCUGAGGCAAGAGCUGACGGUAGCCGGCGAACAACCCGUUAUGAUAUCGACAUGACUAAAUGCAUUUACUGUGGGUUCUGCCAAGAAGCCUGUCCUGUUGAUGCCAUUGUAGAGGGUCCUAACUUUGAGUUUUCAACAGAAACGCAUGAAGAGCUAUUAUACAAUAAGGAGAAACUCCUAAACAACGGUGAUAAAUGGGAAGCAGAGAUUGCCGGCAACAUCCAAGCUGAUCACUUAUACCGCUAGAAGUACACUUGCAUUGAUUAUCGAAGAGCAAUAGUCGCUUCUGAGGCCGAAUCCGAAUUGGUGUCUACAUCUAUUGGCUAUGGCUGUUGCUAAGGGUGUUGCUAAGGACGUCCUAUACCUCAAUGCAUGAUGACGCGGAAAUCUAGCCGUAGCCUGAGCUGUAGCCGCUGAUUCGGACAUGGCCUUAUCUUUAGAGAAACAAGGGUUCUAUUUAAUCUGGCUGCUAGCCAGUCGUAGACAUCAGUAUU
Molecule: messenger RNA, 913 nt
Organism: Asterias rubens (European starfish)
Lineage: Eukaryota; Metazoa; Echinodermata; Asteroidea; Forcipulatida; Asteriidae
Product: NADH-ubiquinone oxidoreductase subunit 8-like
Exons: 6
Coding region: 18-665 (215 amino acids)
Biological process (GO): mitochondrial respiratory chain complex I assembly; mitochondrial electron transport, NADH to ubiquinone
Cellular component (GO): membrane
Molecular function (GO): NADH dehydrogenase activity; 4 iron, 4 sulfur cluster binding
Source: RefSeq, a predicted model, not a curated record